Molecule: messenger RNA, 1679 nt
Organism: Bombina bombina (fire-bellied toad)
Lineage: Eukaryota; Metazoa; Chordata; Amphibia; Anura; Bombinatoridae
Product: pancreatic secretory granule membrane major glycoprotein GP2-like
Exons: 11
Coding region: 77-1354 (425 amino acids)
Source: RefSeq, a predicted model, not a curated record
AGCAGUUAUUGUAGAAGAUACUUUUAUUUCAGUCUGACACUGGACUACAAGGAGUAUAUUUAAACUACAUUAAGAUAUGAGGCUCGUCGGCAUAGUUGUUAUUGUCUCUCUGCUAAAGCAUGCAGGAGCUAAAUGUUAUGAUAGCACUAGUUUUCCUUCAUGCGACAACAUUAUCACUUGUGGAGGGUCUUGCAUAGAUGACAAUGGAUGCUUUUGUAAUGAUGACACAACGCUCUGUGUCCCUACUGAGUGUUUAAUCAAACCCACCCUCUGCUGUCCUCCUGGGUUGUUCUGGGAUGAUGUUAACUACUGCUGCUCAGAGGUUUUGGUCUGCAGCCCCCCCUGUUUAGAUGAUGAAAAUUGUGUCAAUAUCAAUAAUAUUUCAACUUGUGAGUGCAACACCACUUAUUAUAAGAAAAAUACAACUAAAGCCGACAUAAAGCCCUUAAUUGAUUGUUCUGGUGGAGUUAUGACAUUCUCUAUUGGUCGCUGUCUCCUGAAUUUCCUUGGAUAUAAUUAUAAAACCGUACAAGUGCAGAACAAAUCCGAACAGUGCAAUUCCACUUAUUCUCAAGUUAUCAAUGGUCAUCGUGUACAGAGUCUUCAGUUAAGAGCCCAGUCUCAGUUUUGUGGGAACAAAAUGACGAUGGAUUCCUCCAAAAUAUACUACUCAAACACAAUUUAUAUUGAUAUUCUGCAAAAACCAAUUAUCUCUGUAACUCCUAUUGAAAUGAACUUCACUUGCUCUUAUGCCCUGAAUAUGCAGGCCAACAUCAGCUUUGGUGUAUUGCAAAGCAUCACCUAUCUCACACCAGUCAAUGGACAAGGCUUAUAUCCCCUUACCAUGAAAGCUUUCAAGGAUGCAAAGAUGGCAAUACCAUUCCAACCAAAUGAUAAUGUGAUAGUAGGAGAUGAUGUCUUUCUUAGCUUGAUUGUUGGCAAUGCAGAUGGAGCUCAGUUUGCACUGAGGACUGUUAAAUGUAUCGCUACUCCCACAAAUAGCAUUAUAGAUCCCAACGGCGUGCUGUUAGUUACAGGAGGCUGUUCCGCUGAUGAUGGAGUUGAGACAGAAAUAUUAGAAAAUGGAAAAAGUGUUGAGUCGCGGAUCAGAAUUAGUUCAUUUCAAUUUGACGGUUAUCUUGAAGUGUUCAUUUUCUGUGAAGCACGACUGUGUGAGAAUCCAGCAGACUGCACUGGAUGUAAAGAGGGUCGAGCAGCAGAGCCUGGUUCUGGACAAGUUAUGAUACCACUUUCUUUAGAAGAUAGUAUAAAUUUCAGCAACUCUGGUUCCAAUGCAGCUCUGUCCUGGACUGUGUUAGCUGGCUGUUUUCUUCUGUACAAUACAUUCUACUGAGGACAACCAUAAUAUCAUCUUCAGAAUUGGAGAAUAGACAGAAAUUCUCUUUAAAUAAAUAAAUAUUUAUUCUUGGGAAACUAUAUAUUUUCCCAACCCUAUCAGUAUACAUAUAUGUGAAUUUGCACUGAGGGAAAUUUUCAGUUGUCUUAUUCUUGAACAUAUCUUCUGUUCUAACAAAUCAAUUUAAUUCUUCCAUCUCCACUCAAUAUUAAGAUAGAAUUUUGAUAAAUGAAGGUGUUCUGCCAAAUGUAUAAUACAAAAUGAUGCUGGAAAUUUGUAUGUUUUUUUUUGUAUAUAAAAUAUAUUUUGUUAUAUAUUAAAA